ACGUAUUUUUACAGGAACACAGAUUAGAUUAUUAGUGUUUCAUUAAUCAUCGAAUGAUUUCUUUUACUAUAAAUCGAUAUUUUUCUUUGUGUAAAAAAUUAAAAAUUCAUCAAUUGUUUCCAACUUAGGACGAAUUAAUUAUGAAAUUGAUUUUUAUCAUUUUUAUCAUAUUUAUAAUAUGCACUUUAAAUCUAAUUUAUGCCAAAGUUCCAAGUGGUUAUGUAGACCCUUCAAAUAUAAAAAAAUAUGAACGAGGUCGAUAUUCAUCAUAUAGGCAACAAGAAGAUCAAGAAAACUGUUUGGAAAUGCAACGUAUUGAUUGUGAAUGUGAUAACAAAGAUUGUAAGCACUAUGAAGAUGACGUUUUAAACCUACAUGCUUAUCACAAACGUUUGGUUAACAGUUUGAUCAACUCUUUACAAGUAAAUGGUGAUAAAUAUGUACUUAAAUUGAAUACUGAAAUUAUGGAAGAACAAUUACAAAUAUUAAAAGAUUAUGGAAAAUCGAAAGAAUUAAAUUAUGAUACGCUACGUCAAGUUGAUGACCUGAUAUCAGAUAUUUUAUAUGAAGCGCAAAGUGCUUCUAUUUACGAUAAUAUAAAUGAAAAUUGGACGCAUUAUUUAAAAUUAUUUUCAACUACACAAAAUAUUAUUAUAAUUGCUGUAACUGCGGUUGUUUACAUGACGUAUCGAUUAAUUCAUAUACAAUUUUCGAUAUUACGAGCGAUUGGUUUAUUUAUGUUUGUGUUUUUGAUUAUUGGAUUUGGAUGGACUUGGCAUGAUCUUGUUGAGGAGGAGGAAAUAAAAUUAAUGUCGGAACGAAUGCAAUAUCCAAUACCACCCGAAUGUAAUGCUGCUGAAAUGACAUGGUUUCAAAGAUGGUUCUCAUCUAAAACAUCGGUAGAUUGUUUGAAAUUUGUACGUGCACAUAACAAACGGGCCAGCUUAUCAAUAACACCACAAAAAGUUUUCUCCGAAAUGUUUGGUCAAAGUAUAUCGCAUUUGCUAGGCCAUUUUAUUAAUACAAUGGUAGAAUUUAUCACUAAAAUGCAUGAAAGUCUACCAUUUCCAUUCAAUUAUUUAUCUUUGCCGUUUUUAUUACUCUUUGUCCUUCUUAUGAUUGUGCUUAUGGUAAUUAUAUUAUCUGGAACUCGUUUAAGACUAAGCAUUUUACAUAUAUUUAAUAUGGAACUUGGUAAUUCUUCAAGAAGAAGAGAUGGAGAUAGAGACCAUAGAGAAUACUUACAACAAAUUCCACAACAAGCUCUUUUAGAACAAAAAAAUGUGGACGCUGGUGCUGACAUGCAAAUUCAAAAUCAAAGACUCCCAUUGGAAGGGAAUGCUAAUGUCCAAAUUCAACGACCAGUUCGCAUAGAACCGAUAAAUUUUGAUGAUGGUGAUAACAUACAAACGCAACACGAAAGCCCCAAAUUAGAAGUAAAUUUUAAUGGUAUACAAGUUAAAAGAUUAGAAAUUGAACUACGUAAACCUGAUCAUGAUGAACACGCUGAAAGAGUAGAAAUCAAAGACAAUAAAACGGACAAUAAACAUGAUGACUGUGGAACCAGCCUUACAAAGACAGAAAAUAUUGCAUGCCAAACAGAAUUAAUUAAUAGCACAAGCCAGUCUCAAAUAACAAAUAUUAACUAUGAAAUUAAUAAAGUAGAAAAUAUUUUUUGCAAGGAUGAUGAUAAAUCGCAUGGUGAUGAUUCUUUAACGAAUUCUUUCGAUCUCAAAGAAACAUCAAAUAAUAAACUAGAAGUGGGUAACGGAGAUACACCCUAGUAACUUAGCAAAAAAAUAAAUAAUUUCAAAAAAAAUAUUAAAGAGGAAUUCAAGUAUAACGUAAGCAAAUUUUUGAUGUUAAUUUUUUAGAUCGUCCUUAGUAUAAAUCGAGAACCCGCUCUCUCAAAUGAUAAAACGUAAGAAUUUUUUUUCCACAAUUUGCAAACAAAACAUUUAGGAGUGAUUUUUUCAAAAUGUGGAAAAAACUCUGCAUUUCUUGCUAAGUGAGAAUUUAGUACGUUUAUUGUAAUUUAAAAGAUUUAGUACCUCAAUAGCUGUCAAAAAAGUGAGUGAAUACCUUUCAUUUUCGAUUCCCCAUUCGAAUGGUCAAAUUUUUCAUGCCAAAUUAACUAUAUUAUCCCCUUCAGAUAUUGUAUCGAUUAGACAAAUUCCCUUUUGUAUUAUUAUUAAGGUAGCUCUUUCCCUACAAUCCAGUAUAAAAUUAUUGGCUUAUUACCCAUUCUAUAAGUAUAUACUUAGCUGUACAACUACACUGCAUACAACUAAGUUUUUAUUGUUUACUGUACACAUACACAUACACCCUUCCAUUAAAAAUAAUACUCAAAUGUAAUAUUUAAUUUAAUAUUUUAGGGACACUAA
Messenger RNA from Chrysoperla carnea, 2384 nucleotides. RefSeq lists its product as uncharacterized. Gene Ontology annotation, cellular component: endoplasmic reticulum; membrane. Lineage: Eukaryota; Metazoa; Arthropoda; Insecta; Neuroptera; Chrysopidae. The transcript is spliced from 4 exons. Gene Ontology annotation, molecular function: chloride channel activity. The record is from RefSeq and is a predicted model, not a curated record. Bases 141 to 1784 code for a protein of 547 amino acids.